AUGGCAUCUGUUUCUAAUUUCACCAGUAGGUUCGAGCGGAGCAUCUCCGUCGAUGCCAUCUUCAGGAUGUCCCACAUAUCGCAUCAAACCCGAGUGCACUUGAAGAAGGUGUACGCGAAUCUGACGCUUUGUACGCUUGUGGCAGCCGCGGGUUCCUGCGUCUGCAUCGUCGCAAGCCUUUUGCCUGUCUUCGGCGGGCUGGCUCUGCUGUCUAUUCUCGGAUUACUGGUCUCGGUUAUUUGGCUCGCCGUAACCACCCACAGCCCCGAGAACGAGAAGACGAGAUUCUCUGUUCUCCUAGCAUUUGCGUUCUUCUCGGGCUUCGCGCUCGGACCCGUGAUAAACUCUGUGGAUCCGAGUAUUGUUGCCCUGGCCGUGGCGGCAACCGCUGUGCUCUUCGUUUGCUUUACUCUUAGCGCACUAUACGUCGAACGCAGGAUCUACAUGCUAUUAGGAGGCGUGGGCCCCACUCUUGUCAUAUUGCUUGUGCUGACUAUGAUCGACCUGGGCUCUGAUACGGACACGUACCUAGGGGUGCUGAUGUAUUGCGCGUUUGUUAUGAUCGACACUCAACUCAUCAUCGGGAGAGCGGAGAGCGGCGACGAAGACUACAUCUGGCACUGCGUGGGAAUGUUUCUCGAUAUAGUCGAGAUGUUUCGGAAGAUCACGGCCAUUUUCGCCUCCAAGGACAAGAACAGGACCGACGUAGAGAAAUGUAUACGUGGUCAUGACGAACUGUAG
Molecule: messenger RNA, 741 nt
Organism: Oreochromis aureus
Lineage: Eukaryota; Metazoa; Chordata; Actinopteri; Cichliformes; Cichlidae
Product: probable Bax inhibitor 1
Exons: 1
Coding region: 1-741 (246 amino acids)
Biological process (GO): cellular response to unfolded protein; negative regulation of apoptotic signaling pathway; negative regulation of endoribonuclease activity
Cellular component (GO): mitochondrial membrane
Molecular function (GO): enzyme binding
Source: RefSeq, a predicted model, not a curated record